Messenger RNA from Salvelinus namaycush (lake trout), 2000 nucleotides. RefSeq names its product protein mono-ADP-ribosyltransferase PARP11-like. Lineage: Eukaryota; Metazoa; Chordata; Actinopteri; Salmoniformes; Salmonidae. The transcript has 8 exons. Gene Ontology annotation, molecular function: NAD+ poly-ADP-ribosyltransferase activity. The coding region runs from base 198 to 1184 and encodes 328 amino acids. The record is from RefSeq and is a predicted model, not a curated record.
CAUAGCAAUCGGAAUAGAAACGCAAAUGCAUUCGCAUAAUUCUACAAAAGAUCUUCGAUGCUGGGUGCUAAAUACGAUUUUGCAGCACGGGGCGAAAUGUGGUUAGCUGGAAUAUAUGAUUGCCAAUUCUAGAAGAGGUUAUUAAACGCAGUAGCUAGGACUGAGGCAGGCUAAUCGCUCGAUAAACCGGUCCAGGCAUGUUUGCCAUAAGGGCACCUGAGGAGGAGUCCUCAGAGAUGGUGGAGGAGAUGGACACGUCAGAGGCUGUCUGGUGCUGGUAUUACCUAGCUGAAUGUGGAGUGUGGCACAUGUUUGAGAUUGAUCCAAGUGCUGCAUGCUCUGUGACCAGUGAGCAGAUAGAACAGAAUUACAGCAGGAAUCAACACGGUGUCAUGGAGUUUUACACCGCCAAGUACACCUACAGACUGGACUUCUCAGUCAUGAAGCAGAUCAAUGUCACAACCGGGAAACAACGUCCAAUCAAACGGGCGUUCCACUCUGCCACUGGCUUUAGGUUCAUUUGUGAUAAUCUGGCCCUGCCGGUGCCCUGCCACUGGGAGAGAAUAAAUACAGACGAGCCUUAUCAGCUCGUCUCAUUGGCCAGAGAUACUUAUGAAUUCAAGGAAGUGGUCAGACUCUAUGAAAGGACCAUGUGUCACCCUAUCAAAUCUAUUCAGAGGAUACAGAACCUGGAUCUGUGGGAGUUCUUUUGCAGGAAAAAACAACAAUUGCGGAAGAUAAAGCGAGUUGUGGACAUUGAGGAGAAAAUGUUAUUUCAUGGCACAGGCCACAGCAACGUGCAGGCUAUAUGCACAUAUAACUUUGACUGGCGGCUAACUGGGAGCCACGGGGACGUCUAUGGCAGAGGGAGUUAUUUUGCCCGAGACGCCAAGUAUUCUAGCAAAUUCUGCCUUACGACGGGGAAACAUAACUUUGCCUUGCAGAAGCAUGGACUAGCCCCGCCGAUAUUUUCAAGCGAGCCUCCAUAUAAGACCAUGUUCCUGGCCAGAGUGCUGGUCGGCGAGUCCACGUUAGGCAAUCCGCUGUUCUGCCGACCGCCAUCCAAGGACAUGAGCUACAGCAACUUCUUCGACAGCUGUGUGGACGACCUCGCCAACCCAAAGAUCUACGUCAUCUUCGACUGCAACCAGAUUUACCCAGAGUAUCUCAUUGAGUUCUACUGACGCCUAUGGGGUGAUCAGGGACGUUAUCACACAAUGUACAUGGGGCAGAUUUUUUUUUACCAGGACGGGAUUGGGAUUCAGAAACAUCAGGGGAGAGGUCGAGAGAGGAGGGACUCAAUGGACGGCCAUGAUGACUUCCCGCUGUUUGAUUCAAGGCCUGGCUGGGACUUGGAUCAUAAGAAGUGCCUUAAUGGAUUACUAUGGCAGAACAGGGAAGACCAUACAAGAAGACUAUGUUUCUAUAAAAGCUGUAGAGUUCGUAAAGAGUGGUUUGUCUAUUUACUGUGUUUAGAGACUUGUGGGUUGGUCAGGGCGAGAGGUGGCAUAUUUGAAAAAACUGAAAAGUAACUGCACACUGUUGGAGUGUUCCCGAAAUGGAUUAGCAAUGUUUCAACCUGCCACAGAGGAUCUUUGGCAGGAUCACCCUGUGUUGUCGAAACGUUGCGAAUACGUUUCGGGAGCGUUCUAACAGUGUGCAGGUAUUCUUUUUUUCUUUUCCUUUGACUGUUUGGGUCCAACAUGACCAUAGUCAAGCAAAGCUAAAAAGUGCAACACACUUCUAAUGAGGAUGUAGACUGAAUAACUACUUUGGUGACCAGGAUGCAAUAACUCACUAUUACAAGUGAAGUCGCCAACAUAAAGUAAACAAAUGUUUGACUUGCCCUACUCCUGUAUACAAGGACCUGAUUUCAUAGAUAGACAUUGAAUAAGUAGGUGUAUCCAAACUUUUGACUGGUACUGUGUAUAAGGGAUAUAUUCAUUGUAACUGUACAGUAAUCUGCUCUUGUAAUAUUUUCUACAUUGUAGAAUAAUAGU